Aspergillus uvarum CBS 121591 is the source of this 192-nucleotide messenger RNA. It is a transcript of the gene rrg9, whose product is annotated as mitochondrial ribosome assembly protein RRG9. The record is from RefSeq and is a predicted model, not a curated record. The annotation marks the transcript as partial. The transcript has a single exon. NCBI's taxonomy places the organism in Eukaryota, Fungi, Ascomycota, Eurotiomycetes, Eurotiales, Aspergillaceae. Gene Ontology annotation, cellular component: nucleus.
CUGAAAGAGAAGUUCAAGGAAGGAUGGAAUCCUCCUAAGAAGCUUUCUCCCGACGCGAUAGAAGGAAUCCGACACUUGCAUCAGGUGGCACCAGAGCAGUUCACUACACCUGUUCUCGCUGAGCAGUUCAAGGUUUCACCAGAGGCGAUUAGACGUAUCCUGAAGAGCAAAUGGCGGGCAUCAGACAAAGAA